Solanum lycopersicum (tomato) is the source of this 882-nucleotide messenger RNA. The record is from RefSeq and is a predicted model, not a curated record. Lineage: Eukaryota; Viridiplantae; Streptophyta; Magnoliopsida; Solanales; Solanaceae.
AUGGCUGCUACAUUUUCUUUCUUCUUUGUCACAAUCUUGAUCUUGGUUUUCGCCAUUGUUGAAGGUCGAAUACUUGAACAUGAACUUAGUAGUGAAAGGAUCUCAGAUGGAGUUGAACACAAACUCAAGAAUCAAUCAAAUUAUCUAAGUCUAGGCAACUUGAAUGAACUUCCUUCAGGGGAUCAAUGUAAAGGAGUCAUAACAAACAAUCUUACUGGUUAUAUAGCUGGAAUCAUGUUUCUCUCACUUUUACCAUUCACAAUAAUGCUAUUUGGCGAUAUCAUCAGUUCAGCAGUAGGAAAAAGCAUCACAAUUCUUGUUGCUCUUUUUGUAUCAGUCACAUUUUUGCUGUCAUAUUUCACUUACCAGGCUCUUCCAGAAGCUAACGGAAAAUGUCAAAUUCAGACAGGCACACUGAAUCACAAAACCUCUGUAAAGGAAAUCAUGAAGGACUUCGAUCAAAAUGAUGAACACUUGAUCGAUGAAAAUGAGUUUCUCUGUGGUGUGACAUAUUGGCUUCAUAAUGCCAAGCAAACUACCGAAGAACAUCAUGAUAAGGUGAUGUGGGGAGAAUUUGACAAGUUCUUGGAUGAAGUAGAAAAAGGAAACCAUAGACGUUUCAACCACUCUUUGGUGUUAAAAUGGGACAUCUGCAAGUCUGUGUUGCAAGUGAUUUUGGGCAUUGCUAUAUUGACACUGUGUGCAGAUCCAAUCAUGGAUAACAUUAUACGACUGGCAAGUGCAAUUGGCGUGCCUUCUUUCUUCCUAUCAUUUGUCAUAGUACCUUUAGCUAUCAAUGUAUGUACUGCAAUAACAGCAGUAACUUUACUCUCUUCAGCCAAUCAGCAGAGUGGCACAACUUUCUUCUUUGACAUUUUCUGA